Messenger RNA from Ctenocephalides felis (cat flea), 832 nucleotides. Its product is annotated as protein dj-1beta-like. Gene Ontology annotation, cellular component: nucleus; cytosol. Lineage: Eukaryota; Metazoa; Arthropoda; Insecta; Siphonaptera; Pulicidae. Bases 75 to 779 code for a protein of 234 amino acids. The record is from RefSeq and is a predicted model, not a curated record. Gene Ontology annotation, molecular function: protein deglycase activity. Gene Ontology annotation, biological process: guanine deglycation, glyoxal removal; protein deglycation, glyoxal removal. The transcript has 3 exons.
GACAGCAAAUGAAAAUUUAAACACAAAUGUCAUAAUAAAACUUGUAGCUUUUGUUUUAAUUUAAUUAAUUACAUAUGUUAUCUCUUUUGACAACCGGCUUGAGAAGAAUGUCGCAGCCGGCGAAACAAUCGCCGAGUAGUUGCAAGCCGUCGGCCAGUUGCAAAUCGUCUACAGAUCCAUCAGCAGGUAUGGCUACUCAGGAUAAUCCAAAAUCUGCGCUAAUUUUAAUCGCAAAAGGAACAGAGGAAAUGGAAUGUAUAACAGCAGUUGAUGUUCUCAGGAGAGGCGGAAUUACAGUUCAUUUAGCUGGGUUGUGUGGAAAUAAGCCAGUAAAAUGCAGAAGUGAUAGUGUAAUAUCUCCUGAUAUUGGUCUAGCUGAUGCGAAAGGACCUUACGAUGCUAUAGUUCUUCCAGGAGGCCUCGAUGGCUCAAAAGCAUUCUGUCAAUCAGAAGAAUUGGGUGAAUUAUUGAGAGCACAAGAGAAGUGUGGGCGCAUUGUUGCUGCAAUAUGUGCAGCACCAACUGCUUUGAAAGCCCAUAAAAUUGGCUUAAAAAAAAGAGUUACUUCCUACCCAUCAAUGAAAAGUGAAAUGGUCAAAGAUGGUUGCUACACAUAUGUUGAUGAUCAAAAGGUAGUUGUCGAUGGCAACGUUAUAACAAGUCAAGGGCCGGCUACAGCAAUAAAUUUUGCAAUUGUGCUUGUGGAACAAAUAUGUGGCCGAGAGAAAGCUCAAGAAGUUUCAAAAGGAUUGUUGUUCGAUUAUUGCUCUUUAUAUUAAUCAUUGCUUAUAAUGUAAAUUGAAAAUCAUGAAAUUUUCUUUGUUUAUAUAUU